UAUUGCAACGUCACAUAAUUAGCGGCAAAUACCUUAGACCGAUUCCCUUAAUCAACCGUAAUUUAGAUACAAAAGCAUUUGUAAUUGAUAAUAGUGGCAUAGUAUGUUGAAGAGCCCGCAGAGUACAAACUUGUCUUAUUUCGUGUAUUUAAUAUUCAUACGCAAUGAAAAAGUGUGGCAUUUUCAUCAGUUUAAUUCUAAUAAUAAGUAAUAUUUAUAUUAUUGAAGCAACCAGGAAAGACGUAUGUAAGAAAUGUGUAUAUAUCCGAGAUUGUCCAAUUAUCGCAAGCCUGCCCACCGAAAAACAGCAAAUGUGGAUGGAUACAUUUCCCUGUGAGAAUUCAAGAAAACAUAAACAUUUUUUGUUUUCCUGGACCCUCACGAUUGGAGAUUAUACAUGCUGCCCAAAUUUUAAUAUACUGGAAAUGGAAUACGAUACUGGAAAUACGAAACAUAGUCCACUUUAUAAAUAUCAGAAAAUGACACUAAUGAGACAAUUACAACAAGGCGAUAUAAACGGUCAAAAUACUUAUGGAAAUCCCGUUACAGACCAAAUCAACCAGGGUAUUGAUAAAAAAUCAGCAAUGAAUCCGGGGCCAUAUUAUCCCAACCAGCAAAACCAAUUUGAGCCGGAGUUCCCACCACCAGGUCAAAUAAAAAAUACGCAAUUUUUGCAAGUACCCAGCCCAGCACAAAAUCCUAUUAUGAACAAUGACAAUGGUAAUUUUUUUGGGGUAGUUAAUUCAGGCGCUCAAUGCACUGAGGUAACGAGCUUGCUACCGGACCCGAGGACAGGAUGCUGUGGCCAAGACAUGUCAGAAACUUCCAGGAUUACGGAUUUACAAAAUAUAUUCAAUAUAUUUGCACCUUCUAAUCUAAAUUGGACAAAUCAAGUAUUUCGAAGUCGACGAUCAGCCGAAAAAAAGGUGGAAGACAAUGCCCUAGAUGACAGAAUAGCUGGUGGAAAAGAAACGGAACUGGAUCAGUUCCCAUGGACAGUUCUCUUGAAAAUGACCUACAGUUUUGGUGACGAUCGGCCGACUUUCAAUUGCGGUGGCUCUUUGAUCAGUUCAAAAUAUGUUCUCACUGCAGGUCAUUGCCUUAAUGAAAAUGGAGGUGUAUUAGUUGACAUUGAAUUAACACUUGCUGAGUAUGAUAAAAGUCAGUUUCCAAGAGACUGUAAACCUGGGUUAGGCGAGAGGAAUUGCAUUGAGAAUAUUUUAAUGCAUGCUCAAAAUAUAAUAAUACAUCCUCAGUACGACGAUGAAUCGCUUCUUAAUGACAUUGCUCUUAUCGAGCUAGAUGGAGUCGCACCCUACACUCAAUACAUUAGGCCAAUAUGCAUUCCAAACAUCAAUGUGGAUGAUCCUGAGUUCUCAGACUUGCCUCUUGCUGUAGCUGGCUGGGGUUACAAUCGUCAACACGCAACCGAUAUUAAGCAGUCAACAGUUGUUCAUGUGGUUCCUCAUGACGAAUGUGACCAGUCUUAUCCUAAUUUAUUAAACACCCAACUAUGUGCAGCUGGACGGACUGGUGAAGACACUUGCAAAGGUGACUCCGGGGGACCCUUGAUGUUACUGUAUAGAAACAAUUAUUAUGUUGUGGGCGUUGUUAGUGGCAAGAGAGCAGAUAGUCCAUGUGGGACUUCUGUGCCGACUCUCUUUACAAACGUGUUCCAUUUCGUUCCGUGGAUAAAAAGCAUUAUCAGUUAAAGUAAUAUUUGAUUUAUUAUUUUUCAAGUUAAGGAAUGCGUAACAAUAUAUUUUCAGUGCUAUGUGCUGAUAUGAUAUGAAUAGAAAAUAAAUACCUUUUAACAAAACAUAUGAUCCUGUUUUAUAAUAAAAAUAACGAUAAUAUAAUGUUCUAUAUUGUGGGCCUUAUAUUCUA
Molecule: messenger RNA, 1887 nt
Organism: Vanessa atalanta (red admiral)
Lineage: Eukaryota; Metazoa; Arthropoda; Insecta; Lepidoptera; Nymphalidae
Product: coagulation factor IX-like
Exons: 7
Coding region: 165-1712 (515 amino acids)
Biological process (GO): proteolysis
Molecular function (GO): serine-type endopeptidase activity
Source: RefSeq, a predicted model, not a curated record